CACAAGCUAUGCCACCGACUAAUCUAACCUAACCCAACGAAACUUCUCGAACUCACUCAAUUAUACCGAAAGAGUUUUCGUCCAAUCUUCUUCCUCUCUUUUUUUGUUUUUAUAUAUUUUACCCAAAUUAUCCUUCUCACAAUCGACUCUGUUUUGCAUUCAUCCAAUUCCAAAUUCUUCUGCAAUAUCACACACUCGCCCAUGGCUGAAGACGGCGCCGUUACGGUCUACAAUACCAACGCCAUUACCGAUGCCAAGAAGAACAACCCAUUUUCCAUUAAGGUUGGAUUAGCUCAAAUGCUUCGCGGCGGAGCCAUUCUCGAAGUCGCCAACAUCGACCAAGCUAAGCUCGCCGAAGACGCCGGUGCCUGCUCUAUUAUUGUAUCGGAACCGGUCGUCCACCGAGGCAUUUCCCGAAUGGCCGAACCCUCUCUUCUCAAGGAGAUUAAGCGAGCUGUUUCGAUCCCUGUUAUGGCGAGAUCCAGAGUUGGGCAUUUCGUCGAAGCCCAGAUACUAGAAGCCAUCGGCGUCGAUUACAUCGACGAGAGCGAAGCUCUGGCUUUGGCGGACGAGGAGAAUUUCAUCAACAAGCACAAUUUUCGAACCCCGUUCCUCUGUGGGUGUCGAAAUCUAGGGGAGGCUUUGAGGAGGGUUAGGGAAGGCGCCGCCAUGGUAAGGACUCAAGGGGACUUAACGGGUUCUGGUAACAUUUCCGAGACAGUACGGAGCCUGAGGUCGAUAAUGGGGGAGAUAAGGGUUCUGAACAACAUGGACGAAGACGAAGUCUUUGCGUUCUCGAAGAAGAUAGCGGCACCCUACGAUCUGGUUGCGCAAACCAAGCAAAUGGGUCGUCUUCCCGUCGUUCAAUUUGCCGCUGGAGGGAUUGUGACACCGGCUGACGCUGCGCUGAUGAUGCAAUUGGGCUGCGACGGAGUUUUCGUGGGUUCGGAGAUUUUCAACUCUUCUGAUCCAUACAAGCGUGUUAGGGGCAUAAUUCAGGCUGUUGGGCACUACAAUGAUCCCCAUGUGCUUGUGGAAACGAGCACUGGUCUGGCUGAUGCCAUGGCUGGUCUCAACCUCAAUGAAGACAGGAUCGAACAGUUUUAGCCAUGGCGGUCUCUGAAGCUAUAUACUUACAAAGUGAAGGGUUCCUUUGCUUGUUUUUGGGCAGUAGAGCUAGUUUUACUGUAUUCGAUACUUUUAUAUCAGUUUUACUUCAAAUCUGAUCAUAAACUUGCUUUUUAUAUUGUGUUGAAGAUGAGUGAGAAUAAUAUUCUGGUUUUGUUCAUA
Messenger RNA from Humulus lupulus (European hop), 1290 nucleotides. Its product is annotated as pyridoxal 5'-phosphate synthase-like subunit PDX1.2. Lineage: Eukaryota; Viridiplantae; Streptophyta; Magnoliopsida; Rosales; Cannabaceae. Gene Ontology annotation, biological process: pyridoxal 5'-phosphate biosynthetic process; amino acid metabolic process; pyridoxine biosynthetic process. Gene Ontology annotation, molecular function: amine-lyase activity. The record is from RefSeq and is a predicted model, not a curated record. The coding region runs from base 202 to 1107 and encodes 301 amino acids. The transcript has a single exon.